CUAUACUCACUCACUCACUAACUACACCUUCUGAUGGCAAACAAAGUCACCGUGGCUGCCCCCAGCUACGGAUGUUGCGUUCUAUGUAAAAUACAAAGUCACUCUGCCUGCCCCCAGCUACGUUCAUUGUUUUCUGGUCAACACGGAAGCAAAUUAGUUAGGCAAUCAAAAUCCAGACAGGGGACAACACUAUACAAAUAAUUACUUGACGAGGUCAAUAUGCGAAAACAAGGACCGGAGGACAUGAGGUGGCCUAACCAGAACGAGGCCGCAGGCCGAGAUCUGCUCAGCCCGCGGAAGGACUCGAGUCGGAGUAUUAGAAGUGUACUUUACUCUCUCAUUGAGGACGCUAAAACCAGGACACGUUUGUAGUGCGUGUGUCAUGGUGAGCCAGUAAGCAGGGAAACAUGUUUUUUUGCAGUUUCAUACUAAUCUAAGAAUAUGACGUCCCCGAUGGUAUGGCGGAGACUUGGUCUUGUCCUCCUGGGUAUUGUUGUUGGUCUGACAUUGGCCGUCUGGCAUGGAGUCUUCGUAUCCCCCGUCAAUUUCCUGCAUUCAGCAGAGCAAGGCAGUCAUGCCCCCCUUCGAACUUUUUCGGGCAGAUGUGGCGCCAACCUUUCACAUACCAAAGAAGAGGAAAUUAGGACUUCAACAUGCGUGACCAGCUUUGCCAGUUUCAGGGCCAAAUAUGGGUCCGUAGAUCGCCCCAAGAUGGAGAUUGAUCGUGUCGACAGUCAUUCCUAUCUAACAGCUGACAGUCGAGUGUUAGAAGUCGGAGGAUAUACUGGUGUAGAUGCGGCUAAGCUAAUCAAGAAAUACAACCCCCAUUAUUUGGCUCUCGAACCUGUACCCCGUUAUUACACUAUUUUGGAACAGCGGUAUAACAAUAAUCCCAAAUACAAACUUUUCAAAUUUGGUCUCGGCAAGGAGAACAAGACCUUACUUCUGAAUAUAGAUAACGAUGCCACGUCACUAUUUCGGGCGAAACAUGCGUCGAACAAAACCAAGGAGGAGGUUGCUUAUAUUCAUGAAAUUAAGGGCUUCUUUAAAAGUGUUGAUGUGUAUACAAACCCCAUAGAUCUGAUCACAAUCAACUGUGAGGGGUGUGAAUAUGAGUUGCUUGAACUGCUGAUAUCAUCCGAAAUAGUGACGUAUCUGAAAAACAUCCAGUUUCAGUUUCACCUUGACCUUCCAGGAAUAGCCAAUCAGGAGUGUCGUUACUGCCAGAUCAUGACAUUGUUGUCCAGGACACACAGACCUACUUUUCAGUAUUCCUACAUAUGGCAGAGCUGGAGGCUGAAGAAUAUUUGAUUUUAUGUUGUUUAAAUUUAUUUAGGUUGAGUUUUUUAAGUUUUCAUUCCUUGGUGCUGAUGGAUUUAAGGUAAUGAAUCAGUAAUUCUGUGAUUGAAUGUAUGUUAAGUUCGAAUAUUGAAAACAACACAAGAACACAGAAUAUUUGCAUAACACAUUAAUGCCAUAGUAUAACAUUUCAUUCAUUACUGUUUGUUUUGGAUAUGUAUAUACACGAAUUUCAUUAGUUAUGUACUUGCAUAAUUAUUUCUGCGCCGUGGGCCUCUUGAUUAUUAGUGUAUAUAACUAUGCUCACAUGUUUUAUGGGGCACGCAGGCAUGAGGGGCACGAUUCUAUAAAUGUGAGGUUAUAUUUGUUGGUAUUUCCACAAAAUAAACAGAAAUGAACUGCG
Messenger RNA from Haliotis rufescens (red abalone), 1702 nucleotides. RefSeq lists its product as uncharacterized. The record is from RefSeq and is a predicted model, not a curated record. The coding region runs from base 442 to 1311 and encodes 289 amino acids. NCBI's taxonomy places the organism in Eukaryota, Metazoa, Mollusca, Gastropoda, Lepetellida, Haliotidae. The transcript is spliced from 2 exons.